AGCAGACCCCUUUCCAUCAUUAGACGUCACCCCCUUGGGGAUCACAAAAGAAAAAUUGUUCGUAAAAGGACUCCGAAUCUUUAUUGUGACCCUUACUGUAACUCAGAGGGCUGCGUUCAUGAAGGUGUCGUGGAAGGUAAAAAGCGAUGCUUCGGGGGGAAAAUGGACAACGAAUUCGCUGAAGAAUUAUCAAUUUAUAAAUUGUCAUCUUUGGGCUGGUCUGCAGCGCACCGGAAUUUGAGUCAAGGUGAUCUCGGCAUUCGCAUCACCCUCGAUGCUUCGGAUGAGCAGUGGAAUGCGAAAUUCAACGCCGAACGUGAUGAUGGCUCUGACACUACGCGUCAAGCUUGA
Molecule: messenger RNA, 351 nt
Organism: Notodromas monacha
Lineage: Eukaryota; Metazoa; Arthropoda; Ostracoda; Podocopida; Cyprididae
Source: the annotation of a GenBank genome assembly